Molecule: messenger RNA, 903 nt
Organism: Fonsecaea erecta
Lineage: Eukaryota; Fungi; Ascomycota; Eurotiomycetes; Chaetothyriales; Herpotrichiellaceae
Exons: 1
Coding region: 1-903 (300 amino acids)
Cellular component (GO): intracellular anatomical structure
Molecular function (GO): oxidoreductase activity, acting on NAD(P)H, oxygen as acceptor
Source: RefSeq, a predicted model, not a curated record
AUGGCUUCCAUCUUUCGCUCAGGCGCCCUCGCCUUGAUCAGCGGCGGUGCAUCCGGCGUGGGCUUCGCAUUCGCGCAGCACUGUCGGCGCAGCGGCAUGCACGUGGCCCUGCUGGACAUCAAUGCGUCGUCGCUCCAGGCGGCCUCAUCCGCCCUCCAAUCCAUCGACAACAAGCUGCUGACACUGACGUACGAGCUCGACGUGUCCGACCUGUCGGCGUGGGACGCGGUCCGGGCGGACCUGGUGGGCAAGUUCCAGACCAUCGACUUCCUGAUGCUGAAUGCCGGCAUGUCCAUUCGCACGACCAAGCCGUGGGGCGACGCCGAGUACUUCCACAAGACGCUAGGCGUCAACUUUUUCGGCAUGGUGCACGGCCUCACGACCUUCCUGCCCAUGGUGCUGCGGACCACGGGGCCCAGUGCCGUGGUCCUGACAGGCUCCAAGCAGGGCAUCACCAACCCGCCCGGCAACCCGGCGUACAAUGCGUCCAAGAGCGCGGUCAAGACGGUGACGGAGCAGCUGGCGCACGACCUACGCACGCCGGCGUCGUCCAUCUAUGCGCCACACGUGUCGGCCCACCUGCUCGUGCCGGGCUGGACAUUCACGGGGCUGAGCGGCAACGUGGGGCCCGUGCCGGACGAGGAGGCCCUCAAGACCAAGCCCCGGGGCGCCUGGCUGCCCUCGCAGGUGGCCGAGUACGGUGUCAAGAAGAUCGACCAGGGCCAGUUCUACAUCAUCUGUCCCGACACCGACGUCGACGAGGCCCUCGACAACGCCCGCAUGACCUGGGCCAUUGGCGACAUCACCGAGGGCCGCAGCGCCUUGAGCCGUUGGGACGACAAGGUCAAGGACGAGGCUGCGGCGUGGAUCAAAAAGGACGCCGAGAGGCGGAGGGGCCAGUAG